UGGUUCGUCACCAAACUGUUUCUGUUUCUGGAAGUUGUUCUCAGAGAAUGUGUUGGUACCAUUCUUUAUUCAUGGCUUCUUUAUUCGUGUUCUUAGGCAAAAUUGUGAGUGAGCCCACUCCCUUGGCUGAGAAGCAACCCCACACAUGAAUGGUCUCAGGAUGCUUUACUGUUGGCAUGACACAGGACUGAUGGUAGCGCUCACCUUGUCUUCUCCGGACAAGCUUUUUUCUGGAUGUCCCAAACAAUCGGAAAGGGGAUUCAUCAGAGAGAAUGACUUUACCCCAGUCCUCAGCAGUCCAAUCCCUGUACCUUCUGCAGAAUAUCAGUCUGUCCCUGAUGUUUUUACUGGAGAGAAGUGGCUUCUUUGCUGCCCUUCUUGACACCAGGCCAUCCUCCAAAAAUCUUCACCUCACUGUGCGUGCAGAUGCACUCACACCUGCCUGCUGCCAUUCCUGAGCAAAAUCUGUACUGGUGGUGCCCCGAUCCCGCAGCUGAAUCAACUUUAGGAGACGGUCCUGGCGCUUGCUGGAAUUUGGGAGCCCUGAAGCCUUCAUUCACAACAAUUGAACCGCUCUCCUUGAAGCUCUUGAUGAUCCGAUAAAUGGUUGAUUUAGGUGCGAUCUUACUGGCAGCAAUAUCCUUGCCCGUAAAUCCCUUUUUUCGUGCAAAGCAAUGAUGACGGCACGUGUCUCCUUGCAGGUAACCAUGGUUGACAGAGGAAGAACAAUGAUUCCAAACAGAACCCUCCUUUUGAAGCUUCCAGUCUGUUAUUCGAGCUCAAUCAGCAUGACAGAGUGAUCUACAGCCUUAUCCUCAUCAACACUCGCACCUGUGUUAAUGAGAGAAUCACUGACAUGAUGUUAGCUGGUCCUUUUGCGGCAGGGCUGAAAUGCAGUGGAAAUGUUUUUUGGGGAUUCAGCUCAUUUGCAUGGCAAAGAGGGGCUUUGAAAAUCAUCUGAUCACUCUUCAUAACAUUCUGGAGUAUAUGCAAAUUGCCAACAUACAAACUGAGGCAGCAGACUUUGUGAAAAUUAAUAUUCAUUCUCAAAACUUUUGGCCAUGACUGUACAUCAUUCAUUUAAAAGGCCAAAAAUGGAUUUACCAAUUGCAGACUGUAGCUUUAAAAGAAACAUCAGGACUUCAGAAGUUCCACUCUACAGUUGUUAAAAUGAAGUAGAUGAGGUGAUCUGUCUCCCUGUUUUGUUCAGUGUCCAGAAGCCCAGAGCAGAGUCACCUACAACCAGCCUGCUAUCAAUGAAGAGUGAUCAGCCACCUGCUUUCAGCCAGGAACCAUUACCAGAUGACAAUAAGGAAGUGGAGAGUUUGGACAGUGAGGAUGUAUUAAAGAUCACACACAACCUUCUGGACAGAAGAAGUCAAACUCUGCUGACAGUCCAACAAGACGUUAAGGCUAAACUGAAACACAAGUAUCAACACAUAUCUGAAGGAAUUGGACACCAUGGAAACCAAAGUCUGUUCAAAGACAUCUACACAGAGCUCUACAUCACAGAGGGUGGAGGUGGAGGGCUCAAUAAUGAACAUGAGGUUAGACAGAUAGAGAUGGCAUCCAAGAAACAACCCACACAAGAGACACCAAUCAAAUGCAACGACAUCUUCAAGCCUUUACCUGGACAAGACAAACCAAUCAGAACUGUGCUGACAAAAGGAAUCGCAGGCAUUGGAAAAACAGUCUCUGUGCAGAAGGUCGUCCUUGACUGGGCAGAGGGAAAAGCAAAUCAGGACGUUCAUUUCAUGUUUCCUCUUCCUUUCCGUGAUCUUAACCUGAAAAAGGACCAAUACAGUCUGAUGCAACUUCUUUCCCACUACUUCUCAGAGCUGAAAGAGAUUGACAGCAUUGAAGAUGGUGAAACCAAAACUGUUUUCAUUUUUGAUGGUCUGGAUGAGUAUCGACUUCCUCUAGACUUCAAAAACAAUGAGACGUGCUGUGAUGUCACGAAGCCAACCUCAGUGGACGUGCUGCUGACAAACCUCAUCAAGGGGAAUUUGCUUCCCUCUGCUCUCCUCUGGAUAACCUCACGGCCUGCAGCAGCCAAUCAGAUCCCUCCUGAGUGUGUUGACCAGGUGACAGAGGUACGAGGGUUCAAUGAUGCACAGAAGGAGGAGUAUUUCAGGAAGAAUGUCACAGAUCAGAAUCUGGCCAAUGAAAUCAUCAAGCACAUGAAGACAUCAAGGAGCCUCCACAUCAUGUGCCACAUGCCAGUCUUCUGUUGGAUAUCAGCCACUGUCCUUGAGAUGAUACUGAAAGAGGCAGAGAAGGAUGAAGUCCCCAAAAAUCUGACCCAGAUGUACUCACACUUCAUGCUCAUCCAAAUCAUUGUGAAGAACAGGAAGUACAACAAAACCACAGAGACAAACCCAAAGGAACUGUCUCAGUCAGACAAAGAGAUGAUCCUGAAACUGGCCAAGCUGGCUUUCCAACAGCUGCAGAAGGGCAACCUGAUCUUCUAUGAGGAGGACCUGAGAGAGUGUGGCCUUGAUGUCACAGAGGCAUCAGAGUACUCAGCAUUGUGUACAGAGAUCUUUAAAGAAGAAUCUGGGCUGUACCAAGACAAGGUCUACAGCUUUGUGCAUCUUAGCAUUCAGGAGUUUCUAGCAGCAGUGCAUGCUUUAGAAUCAUGUCUGGACAAGAAAGAAAAUGUUUUCUUCCCCACUAGUGAUGAUGAAGAGGAGAAGGAUAUUGAAGAUGAUGAAGAGAAGGGGUCAAUCCAGUUGUCUGACUUACACAGGAGAGCAGUGGACCAGGCCUUGAAGAGUGAGAAUGGACACCUGGACCUGUUCCUCCGCUUCCUCCUGGGUCUCUCACUGGCGUCCAAUCAGAAUCUGUUACGAGGCCUUCUGACACAGACAGGAAGUACAACACAGACCAAUGAGAGAACAGUCAGGUACCUUUCAGACAAGAUCAACCAGGAAUCCUCACCAGAAAGGAUCAUCAACUUGUUCCACUGUCUGAAUGAACUUGGUUCCAACUCUCUAGUUGAAGACAUGCAGACCUCCCUGCAUUCAGGAACUCUUUCAGAAACAAGACUAAAACCUGACCAAUGUUCAGCCCUGGCCUACCUGUUACUGAUGUCAGAGGAGGUGCUGGAGGAGUUUGACCUGAAGACAUGCAACACAUCAGAGAAAGGUUAUCAGAGGUUGCUGCCGGUGGUGAGAACCUGCAAGAGAGCACUACUGGAUCGCUGUAAACUCACAUAUAAAUCCUGUGAGACUCUGACCUCAGCUCUGCAGACACCAAACUCCCCCGUAAGAGAACUGGACCUCAGCUACAAUGACCUGGGAGACAGAGGAGUGGAGCUGCUCUGUGUUGGACUAACCAGUCCCCUCUGCAACAUACAGACACUAGUACUGGUUGACUGUAAAAUCACACAUGAAUCCUGUGAGAUUCUGACCUCAGCUCUGCAGACACCUCAGCUCUACAACUCCCCCCUGAGAGAACUGGACCUCAGCUACAAUGACCUGGGAGACAGAGGAGUGGAGCUGCUCUGUGUUGGACUAACCAGUCCACUCUGCAACAUACAGACACUAGUACUGGUUGACUGUAAAAUCACAUAUGAAUCCUGUGAGACUCUGGCCUCAGCUCUGCAGACACCAAACUCUCCCCUGAGAGAACUGGACCUCAGCUACAAUGACCUGGGAGACAGAGGAGUGGAGCUGCUCUGUGUUGGACUAACCAGUCCACUCUGCAACAUACAGACACUAGUACUGGCUGAAUGUUACCUCACAUAUGAAUCCUGUGAGACUCUGGCCUCAGCUCUGCAGACACCAAACUCUCCCCUGAGAGAACUGGACCUCAGCUACAAUGACCUGGGAGACAGAGGAGUGGAGCUGCUCUGUGUUGGACUAACCAGUCCACUCUGCAACAUACAGACACUAGUUCUUGGUCAGUGUGGUCUGACAGAGGGUUGCUGUUCAGAUCUGGCCUCAGUCCUGAGUUUACCCAACUCACAACUGAAUCAACUGGAGCUGAGAGACAAUGACCUGCAGGACUCAGGAGUUACACUGCUGUCUGCUGGACUGGAGGAUCCAGACUGUAAACUACACACACUGGGGCUGUCUGGCUGUCUGGUCACAGAGGAGGGCUGUGCUGCUCUGUCUUCAGCUCUGAGGUCAAACCCCUCCCACCUGAAUGAGCUGGACCUGAGCUACAAUCACCCAGGAGACUCUGCAGGGGGACUGCUUUCAGCUGCUCUGGUGGAUCCCACAUAUAAACUGAUGAAGCUGAAUGUGGAUCAUGGUGGAGAGUGCAGGCUGAAAUCAGGGCCGAGGAAAUACAGACCUCCCCCUCCGCCUCGUGUCACUGGAGGCCAGCCGGCUUAUACCGUCCAUCGGAUACUGGAUUCCCGCCGGGUGCAGAGGUCCUGGCAGUAUCUGGUGGACUGGGAAGGCUACGGUCCCGAGGAGCGCUCCUGGGUUCCUGCCAAAGACAUACUGGACCCUGACCUCAUUCGUCAGUUCAGGGCCCUCCACCCCGAGAGAGCUGAUGCCUGUCAUCUCACCCUGGACCCAAAUACAGCAAACCCACACCUGAUACUGUCUGAGGGGAACAAGAAGUUGAAACGGGUGGUGGAGGACCAGCAUUAUGAAGACCAUCCAGACAGAUUUGACUUUCAUCCCCAAGUUCUCUGCAGAGAAGGCUUAUCUGGAGGUCGCUAUUACUGGGAGGUGGAGAGGGAUGGUGACGGGGCUUUCAUUGGUGUGCUGUACAAAGGAAUGAAGAGGAAGGGAGGGGAGAGUGACAGUAGGAUUGGACACAAUAAGGAGUCCUGGUGUUUAGUCUGCUAUGAUAGGGCUUAUAACUUUUACCAUAAUGGAGUCAUCAGAUACAGUCGACCAAAUACUUGUCCUGUUUCUAAGAGAGUUGGAGUGUAUCUGGACUGGCCAGCUGGUACGUUGUCCUUCUAUAGUGUGUCCUCCUCUGGUACAGUGACACACUUCUACACAGAACACACCACAUUCACUGAACCCCUCUAUCCUGGGUUUAUAAUGUACUCCUCCUCCUCAUUGACCCUGUGUCCGAUAGAUGACCAACACAUUCAGAGAGACCAUGGUGGAGAGAGUUUUAUCAAGCCUGGACCUGAGGACACCAGAGACCAUGGUGGAGAGAGUUGUAUCGAGCCUGGACCUGAGAACACCAGAGACCAUGGUGGAGAGAGUUGGAUCAAGCCUGGACCUGAGGACCCCAGAGACCAUGGUGGAGAGAGUUGUAUCAAGCCUGGACCUGAGGACACCAGAGACCAUGGUGGAGAGUGUUGGAUCAAGCCUGGACCUGAGGACACCAGAGACCAUGGUGGAGAGAGUUGGAUCAAGCCUGGACCUGAGGACCCCAGAGACCAUGGUGGAGAGAGUUGUAUCAAGCCUGGACCUGAGGACACCAGAGACCAUGGUGGAGAGUGUUGGAUCAAGCCUGGACCUGAGGACACCAGAGACCAUGGUGGAGAGAGUUGUAUCAAGCCUGGACCUGAGGACACCAGAGACCAUGGUGGAGAGAGUUGUAUCAAGCCUGGACCUGAGGACACCAGAGACCAUGGUGGAGAGUGUUGGAUCAAGCCUGGACCUGAGGACACCAGAGACCAUGGUGGAGAGAGUUGGACCAAGUUUGGACCUGAGGACACCAGAGACCAUGGUGGAGAGAGUUGGACCAAGUUUGGACCUGAGGACACCAGAGACCAUGGUGGAGAGAGUUGUAUCAAGCCUGGACCUGAGGACACCAGAGACCAUGGUGGAGAGUGUUGGAUCAAGCCUGGACCUGAGGACACCAGAGACCAUGGUGGAGAGAGUUGGACCAAGUUUGGAUCUGAGAAAUGGAUUCCACAGAGCUGUAAGACCUGUGACCAUGUUGAGGACUCCACACACUGGCUUCAGAUUGAACCCUUGACUUCCACUGUCCAGGGAGUGACAAUGUUCAGGCACAGGACACCCAGAGGGAGUUAUGAGUGUACAGUGUCUGGGCUCCGCUGGCUGUGUGAGAGAGAUGUCAUUCUGAAGUAUCACUUCAGGAACUGGGAACCCUACAGUCAACUUCUGAAAGACAUGCAGUACACACAAGGUGGUCCAUUGCUGGACAUCACUAUGGAGUUAGGUGAACUGGAGGAAGUUCAUCUGCCACACUGUGUCUGUUUAGGGACCAACCCUUCCCUGAGGAAUGAGAUGAAGAUUCUUCAUGUAGAGGAACAUGGAGUGUCUUUAGAGGAAGUGCAUGAGGUCACCAGAUUCCAUGCUAAGAUUCUCCAUCCCAAGUUCUCACCUAUCUCUCUGAUACUGAGAUUACUGUCUAGGAACGUAGAUGUCCACUGUGAGCUGUUGCUCUAUCUGACAGUGAUGAAGGAAACACUAAUUCCACGCCUGUACCUGUUCCCCAGUAACCCCGGCCAGAUACAGGCUGUGGAACAACAGGAAAUAAAGUUUCAAGGGUCUAAAAGGAUUCCCAUCACAAGACCAGAGCGGUCCUUCAAACUGAAGAGUUCCUUCAGACUGAACAUUCCCUGUUCUACCUCCAUCAAUCCACCGAGGAUUCAUCUCAUACAUAGAGACACCACACCAAGCUUUUUCAAGGCGGUUGUGAAAAUGACAGGGAUUGACAUUGAGAUGGAAUUAUUCGGUGAUGAUGAGAGGACAGUAUGGACAGAAAUAGUAUCACGAGAUGAAUACUAUCAGAACCAAGCAUUAACACUCUCUGGGAUUCCUGCUGAGGAGUUUCUGAAGAAACACAGGGCUGAACUCAUUCAGGGAGUCAAAAACACAAUGCCAAUAGCAGACGAUCUGUCGUCAAAGAGCAUGAUUGGUGAUGAAGAGUACUCCAGAAUAAAAGCUGAAACAACUGAACAGGAGCGAAUGAGAGAACUACUGAACGCAGUCCUCCCUAAAGGACCAGAAGUGAUGGGAGCUUGUCUCAAAGCUCUCAGUGAACAUGAACACCAUCUUGUUAAGUACUUGAGUGAAUCGAGCACCUAAUCUGAAGAUGCUGAGGCCUGUCUCCUAGUCUGUGGACAAAGACACUUCUCCACCUAAUCUGAAGAUGCUGAGGCCUGUCUCCUAGUCUGUGGACAAAGACACUUCUCCACUUAAUCUGAAGAUACUAAGGCCUGUCUCCUAGUCUGUGGACAAAGACACUUCUCCACCUAAUCUGAAGAUGCUGAGGCCUGUCUUCUAGUCUGUGGACAAAGACACUUCUCCACCUAAUCUGAAGAUACUGAGGCCUGUCCCCUAGUCUGUGGACAAAGACACUUCUCCACCUAAUCUGAAGAUGCUGAGGCCUGUCCCCUAGUCUGUGGACAAAGACACUUAAAUGAUUGUAAUGCAAAUGUUUAUGUUUGUGCUAUUAUUUUAAGAAAUGUCUGUGUUUUAUUCAUGUGCUGUUCUAUAAACCAAUUUGUGUGUUCAUCAAGUGGCUGACUGUACAAAUCCUCACUAACAGUAGAUGUAAUUUGUGUAUAUAUAUAUAUGCUAAAUCAUGCAAAUAUAACUUGUCUCUGUAUAGCUGUAUAUAAGUCAACUGUUGGGUCUGACCAGGGAGAGCUCCUGAUUGACAUGUGUACCAUGGUUCAUUGAGUUGGGUCUGACCAGGGAGAGCUCCUGAUUGACAUGUGUACUAUGGUUCAUUGAGUUGGGUCUGACCAGGCAUAGCCCCUGAUUGACAUGUGUACUGUGGUUCAUUGAGUUGGGUCUGACCAGGCAUAGCCCCUGAUUGACAUGUGUACUGUGGUUCAUUGAGUUGGGUGUGACCAGGUAUAGUCCGAUUGUAAAUGUUAUUUGAAAAUCACAUAUGAGAUGCAGCAAUAUUUGGUGAAUAUUUGGUGUGCAUUUUGUUGUAGAGAAUUCCCGCUAAUACUAGCUAGCAACUUACUGUGUCUGGUGGGGGGGUUCGUAUAUUUUGUACAGUGUGUGAGUGCAGAGUUGGAUGGUGAGACCUGCAUUGACGUGCAAUUUUUGUGCCGUUCCUAUCAGAAUACAUCUCCAUGACUGGUGCUACAA
Oncorhynchus masou masou (cherry salmon) is the source of this 7994-nucleotide messenger RNA. Its product is annotated as NACHT, LRR and PYD domains-containing protein 5-like. Lineage: Eukaryota; Metazoa; Chordata; Actinopteri; Salmoniformes; Salmonidae. The transcript is spliced from 21 exons. The record is from RefSeq and is a predicted model, not a curated record. The coding region runs from base 1257 to 6974 and encodes 1905 amino acids. Gene Ontology annotation, biological process: intracellular signal transduction; regulation of apoptotic process. Gene Ontology annotation, molecular function: protein binding.